AUGAUGAUCCUUUCUCUUCCCCAAUAUAUUUUGGGUCAAUCAAGUAAUUUGCGAUAUUGCUCGAUUGCCAACACCACAGUGAUUCCACUCACCACAAGCUUAACAGGUCAACAACAACCCGGAAUAUUAUGUCCCUUUGGAUUCAUCAAACAAAGAAAUAUCACUUCGGGUCUGUUCACUUGUCAAAGUGUGAUGGAUUUAUUGAAUGACAUUGUGGACAAGAAGGAUUGUUUCUUGCCACCAGGUCGAGACAAUGAAAAAUCAUUGCCCUACUUUGACACUACAAACUGUAUUUUCAAUUAUCUUCAUUGUUCUCCUCGAACCAGAAAGUGCACCCUAUUCAACACGAGAAGUUUGGGCGAUGCAUGUGUAGACCGAUUUAGUUGUGCAGGAUCGGUUCAGAAAAAUCACAUCAAUUGCUUUGAAGGAAUUUGCACCACUUUGGAGAGGGAUGAAGUGUUACCGAUUGGAUCCUCUUGUAGUGUGGAUCCCUCAGCUCCCAAUUUUUCUUCCUUUGUGAGCUAUGAGAACAACACCUUUGCAACUUGCAACAAUGAGUCUACUUGUGUGUCGACGAGUGGUUCUCUCAUGUGUGUGAGAGUUCAACAGGAAAGAGCAAAGAGAUUUGGAACAUGUGGAAUGAUGUACACGUCGACUAAUUGGUCUGAGAACAACACUACAGUGGUGGUGGCGUCGGAAAAAAGUAUUGUGUUGUGUGAAGAUGCACAUCUUUGCUCAUUUAUUGAACAUGGCAAAUGUUUGCCAAAUUAUGCUUCGACGGACUUUUUUGACAAGUUUAGACUUCCUUUCACAACCUUUGUUGAUCCUCAUCAUUUUAGUCUUUCAAUGAGAAUAAGCUCAACUCUCUUUGAGGGAAGAAGAGCUUACGUCAAACAAGGAACUGAAUUUUGUACAGACAAUCAAGGUUGUUCUGGAAACGCACUUGAUGUAUUUGCUGCCUUACAAAUCAAGUCAAGUUAUUCAUACAUACGAGGACCAGUGGCUUUUAAUGGAACCUACUCUGCAAUGCUUAGCAAAUGUGACACAUCUCUGAAGAAAUGUAUUCGAGUCUUUGGAAAAGAGAAUGGAAUGCCAUGUUCAGAAAAUGCCGAAUGUCGAUCGACUUAUUGUUCACCUUUCAACAACAUGACUUGUUCUGAGUUGCCAAAAGAAGUUGCAUGUGGACCAAGUGUUUCCAGUGCAUCAUUGUCUGAUUGUCCAGGAUAUUCACAAUGUGUGUGCACCAACUCGAGUCGAGGAGUUUGUAUGAGUUUAUGUUUUGCUGAAUUGACAGAUUUGCAUUCAUGUUCCUAUAAUUUUGGAAUGGUUGGAUCAAAUAGUGCAAUUUCUAAAAUGGAAAAUACUUUAAUUCCAUUCUAUGACAAUCAAUCCUCAAUAUUUUCUCUUGAAAAUGGAAAAUGUAAAGAAUACAUGAUCAAAUAUUUUGAAUGUAUGAAGAAUAUUCAACAAGAAAUGAAUUUGGAGACUCAUGAUUUGCCAUAUUCUCCUUUAACAAGACGAAAUGGAAUGACAGGAAAAUCUUUGUCACUCUCUGAACCCAAUGACAUUGUUUUGAAAAGUAAUUUGGCAAAUUUAUCUCUAUCUGAAGAUGAGACAGAUGUAUUUGCAAUUGCUGAAGUGAAUUUGACCAACAUUGAAAAUAAUCAAUUUUCAAACAUUUCAGAAGUAUCCUUAACAAGAAUUGAUAUGUUUAAUGAAAGUUCAAGUUCAAUGUUGAUGCAAGUUUCAAGCAUGUAUUCAAAUUUUAACAUUUCAGAACAAGUGGUUGUUUAUAUUUUGGAAAGAAUGGCAGGAUUAAUUCCAAAAUAUAAAACCAAAGAAAUUAAUUUCAGAUCAACCUUGAAAGUGUGUGGAUGUUGCACUCCAACAGUGACCAAUUAUUUGCAAGAUUCACUUCAUGGAGGAAUUUUAUUGAAAGGAAAUGAUUCAAAUAUUCUCUCUUCAGGAUUGAUUGCAUUCUCUGAUUUAUCAUUAAGUAAUACCAUCUCUGGAUUUGAACCAAUUAUGGGACAUAAUUCAUUUCUGAAUCGAAAUUGGUAUGAGAAAUGUGACAUUAUUUUAGUUCCAGCUGAAGAUAUUGAUGUGAUUACACUCUCUGUGAAGAAUAACAUGUUAAUUUUGGAUCGAAAUUCAACAGAUGGAAAUUCAUUGAAAGAAUUGGAAGAAAAAAUCAAUGAAUGA
Naegleria fowleri is the source of this 2202-nucleotide messenger RNA. RefSeq lists its product as uncharacterized. The record is from RefSeq and is a predicted model, not a curated record. The transcript has a single exon. Lineage: Eukaryota; Heterolobosea; Eutetramitea; Acrasida; Naegleriidae. Bases 1 to 2202 code for a protein of 733 amino acids.